AUGGAGAAACGUCUUAAAAGCACCUUGGAACGUGUACGUAGUUUAGAAUUGUCAUUGAAAGAAGCAAAAGAAGGAGCUAUGCGAGAUCGUAAACGUUAUCAAGCUGAAGUGGAACGUAUCAAAGAGGUUGUUCGUCAGCGGAAUGUCACUACACGUCGUGGUCAAUCACAAAUUGCUAAACCUAUACGUGCUGGACAUGCACCGAUUACUGGUGGUGGAGUGAUUCCAAUGAAUCAACCAAUUGUACGAACAGAUAUCUUAGGAGCUCCAUAAAAAAAAUAUAUAUAUCCUCAUUUUAUUUGGUUCAUGAUAUAUACAAAACCUCACUGGGAGCCUUAAAUGCAAGUUUCCUUAGACAUAUAUAUAUAUACACACACACACAAACAUAUUUGCCCCGGUGGUCUGGUGUUCACUUUCUUUAUGUUACCUGUUAUUUCAUGUUAAAGUCACUUUUAAACAGCAACAUUUAUCGUUAUUAUUAUUAUUAUGUAAUGGUCAUGACUGAUCGCUUCGUUUCGACAUUUCAUCUGUUGCUAGUAUACAAGUGUGUGUGCGCAAGCGUUACACCUUCCUACGCCUUACCUUAUUAUUUUGUGUUUGAAACCUUAAUUUUUUGAGUAAUUCACUACUGAUUGAUUUUACUGUUGUUUAUUAUUGUUUAUGAUGAUGAUUAUUCUGCCUAUUUUUGGAUAGUGUCGGUUUUAUUUGCAAAUGUGUGUGUGUGUGUGUGAUCGAACUCUGAAGAGACAUUUGGACUAACCACAACGUUGAUUUAUGGAAAUGUUGAUGUCAAAGACUAAUUAGAAAAAGCCUAAGCAGGAAUGGAGUAUUUAUGAAUAGUGGAUAGUGAGAUAUGAAAGUGCAAAUAUGUUUGUCUACAUGCCUCUUCUACUCACUAAUACAUGUUAACGAAGGAAUAUUUUGUGUUGUUUUUCUUCCACCCUUCACAAUAUUAUAUUCUACUCUGUAGUCUUUCUUGUUUCAUCUCUUUCAGUAGGUGCAUUUUUAGCUACUGGUGAUGGUGUUGUACAGUGAAUGUUUGAUUGUACACUCUUUAGUAGGUAUUUUGCAAUAAAAAUUGAUGAAAUAAGGAAAUAAUUGAUGAAUAAACUUUAAUCUGUAGUUGGAAGUAUUCUUGUCUGUUGAUUGGUUGAUUGUCCACUUCUGUUGUUGUUGUUUUCAUUGUCGUCUUUUUUCACCCCCACCCCAUCCCAUUUCUCAUCGUAAUUCCAGUUUUAUAUAUACCGCAUACUUCUUGUAUUUAUCUGGAAUAGUUGGUCACAAUUUCGUUUCUAAACACAAAAUAUUCUCAUGAUCAUAAAUAUCAAAUGUGAUUCUUACUGCAUGUUCACUUAAGUUUAAAUUUUGCUAAUGUUUCAUAUAUUCUUGUCAAACGCGAAUACAUACUUGAGACUUCUACUUGCUUUGACUGUCUAACUACUUUUCGUUGUAUUUCUCUUUGUUUGUUUUCUUGCGUGUGUGUUUUGGUUUUUUUCUCUUUGAUUUUUCUCUUGGUUUUGCUUCCAUAUGAGAGAUAGACAGUUCUUAGAAUCGUACACAAUAAGAGAUUAUAAAUAUGAUCAUAGUUCACUUAUUUGGUUCUUUGUAUUGUGUUUGUAUAAUGUAAUCAGGAGAUGGAGAUUAUCUAAGAAAUGUGUGAUGUGUUCGCGUUAUACAUUUCGAACAAUUUGAUCACGUAUUAACUUGUCAAGACAUUUCCUAUCAAGGAUGAAAAUAGGAUGGGGGUAAGAUUUGGAAAAUGUAGGGGAUAAUAAGGAGGAAUAUUAAUACAUUUUCACCACCUCCCUUGACAUUAAAAUGAGAUGAAGAUUGCCAAGGUAGGUUUAAGGUAGGGGGAGAGGGGGGGUUUGAACUUUUGUAUAGGUAAGGCU
Messenger RNA from Heterobilharzia americana, 1892 nucleotides. NCBI's taxonomy places the organism in Eukaryota, Metazoa, Platyhelminthes, Trematoda, Strigeidida, Schistosomatidae. The record is from the annotation of a GenBank genome assembly.